CAUUCAUCCUCAAUGAUUGUAGGUAAGUGUAGUCAGUAUAUGAGGUUUAUUAUUAACCCUGUAUCUAUUCCAGUCGCAAGGUCCAGUCAUCUGUGUAUUCUCGUACCGAUACCCAAUUAGACACCGGCUGAUAUUGAUGUGUCUUAUACUUCCUCAUCACACUGUGGCUAGUCCGGUAGUUCGCCUUGGUCACCCUGUAUAAAAGGGUUAUGUUUUGUCACAGUAAGUAUCAGUUCUUUGAUACCAAUAAAGAAACUAACAUGAAGACCAUAGUUUUCGUUUGUCUGGUGGCCACGGCUGCCGCUGCCGCUAAUGUUAAACACGCUCACUUAACAAAAGACCAAUCAGCCCGAGUCCACGAGUAUGGCAUGGAGUGCAUGAAGAAGACGGGCGUCAACGCUGAACUUGUCGCUAAAGCUAAAAAGGGCGAAUUCACCGAUGACGAGGCACUCAAGAAAUUCACUCUCUGCUUCUUCCAAAAAACUGGAAUCAUUACCAGCGAUGGGAAGCUGAACGAAGAAGUGGCACUGUCUAAGUUACCCGCCGAAGUUGACAAGGCUGCCGUAAAGAAGGUUCUAGAUGAGUGCAAGAAGAAGACCGGAAAAGAUAUGGCUGAUUCCGCUUUUGAAGUGUUCAAGUGCUACCACAAGGCCACCCCCACCCAUGUCUCUUUCUAGGCUGUGAUCAUUAACUUAUUUAUUGUUGGGUUCUUUUAAAUUAUUGAAUUUUAUUUAUUGAUUGUUGUUGGAUUUUAUGAAUUGAAUAAAUUUUAUUCAGUCUAU
This is a messenger RNA of Plutella xylostella (diamondback moth), 782 nucleotides long. RefSeq names its product general odorant-binding protein 56d-like. Gene Ontology annotation, biological process: sensory perception of smell. NCBI's taxonomy places the organism in Eukaryota, Metazoa, Arthropoda, Insecta, Lepidoptera, Plutellidae. The record is from RefSeq and is a predicted model, not a curated record. Gene Ontology annotation, molecular function: odorant binding.